Linum tenue is the source of this 1382-nucleotide messenger RNA. Lineage: Eukaryota; Viridiplantae; Streptophyta; Magnoliopsida; Malpighiales; Linaceae. The record is from the annotation of a GenBank genome assembly.
UUCUUCUCUCUCUAUAAACACAUUACCAUUCUCUCUCUCCCUCCCCCACCGCCUCUUCUGUCUCCGAUCUCAACCAGGUUCAGGGGAGCCAACCAGAAAAUGGAGAAGGAAAAUUGCUCUUCCGCUACAAACGCAGAUCUCAUCGCCGACGUAUCGCGCAAUUACUUCACUACUGGAGACAACUACGAUUUCGCCUCCUUAUUCCCUCCGCUGCUAUCGUCCGAUUCCCUCUCCUUGUCAUCGCGCUUCUGCUCGCCGUCGUCGGCAAUGCCGCACCAGGAGAUGGUCAACCGCCACGCUCUCUGCCUAACGCGCCUUCGCCAGGCUGCAAAGGAGGUCGAGUCUCUCCGCCAUGAGAACGCGGUUCUCCGAUCCAUCAACCACGACCUGAACAGCGAUCUCAACCUCCUCAUCCGCGCCUCCGUCCAGAAUCACUGCCUUCCGCCGUCUCACUACGACAAUUCGCCGUUCGAGCUCGCCAAUGCUUUCCGUGAUUUGUGCAACAUCGGCGGAGGAGGAGGCGCCGCCGCGGAGGAGUUGUGUGAGAAUCAGAGUCCGACGAGCGUCAUCGAGAUGCAGAGCGGGGACGCGGACAGGAUUUCGUUACCGAAGAGCAUUUCCGUGAGGUCCAAUGGUUACUUGAAGAUCGGACAGAGCACUGCUUCUGCUGGUGCGAGCAACAAGAGUCGGAGCGUGACUCGGCCUCUUCGCAACACGAAUCCAAUCGAUGGAGCGGCAAAGGUAUUGAUCCGUGGUGGAAAUGGAGGGAAGAAAGAGGAGGAGGCACUCGAGCUGGAAGUGUACAACCAAGGCAUGACGAAGACUGAGCUCUGCAACAAAUGGCAGGCAACUGGUGCUUGUCCAUAUGGCAACCACUGCCAAUUUGCACAUGGUGUUGAGGAGCUUCGCCCAGUGAUCCGCCACCCUCGCUACAAGACUGAAGUCUGCAGAAUGGUUCUCUCUGGUGAUAUGUGUCCUUAUGGCCAUCGCUGCCACUUCCGCCAUGCCCUUACUGAGCAGGAAAGAGCCACUGAGCGCCUCAAGCCCAAGCAGACUAAGCUCGAAAGGUAUACAGUGCAUAUAGGGGGGAAGGAAGCAAGGGUAUACUACUAAUGAAGUAUAUGGAGUACAGAACACUUUUGGGGCAUAUACACGGUGGACAACAAUGGAACAGGGUAUCUUAGAGAGAGAUUAGACUUACUCUUGCUUUCUUUCCAUCCCUUUUUGCAAUGCUCAAGAUAACUCUUGUUGUCAUUCUUAUAAUUGUACCUAGUCUUCAGUUUGAUUCAUUCUUUCAAUUGUCACACAAUGUGGUCCAAGUUUGUUUUGUAAUAAGGACAUCAUAUGAUUUGGUUGAUGAGGCCACUGUAGAAAGUUUUGAU